This is a messenger RNA of Ictalurus punctatus (channel catfish), 1402 nucleotides long. RefSeq lists its product as uncharacterized. The transcript has 2 exons. Bases 17 to 634 code for a protein of 205 amino acids. Lineage: Eukaryota; Metazoa; Chordata; Actinopteri; Siluriformes; Ictaluridae. The record is from RefSeq and is a predicted model, not a curated record.
CCUUCCCUGAGGAUCUAUGAGGAAAGGCACAUGGAGGACCUAUAAAAAGGACCCCAUGCUCUUCUGCCCAAUCUCCCCCAGCAGAAGGCAUGACCCACGAUCUAUAUGGGCUCAUUUGGACCCUAUUCUUCAGUUCCUGGCAAAAGACCACACUAAUGUCCAAAGCCUUCACUUUUUUAGUGAUAGACCUGCCACCCAAUGCAAGAACCGUGCAAACUUUUAUAUGACAGCCACUGAACCACACCAAAGAGGUUUCUCAACAGUGAUGUGGAACUUCUUUGAGGCAAGUCAUGGAAAGGGUGCACCAAAUGGAGUGGGGGCUGCACUGAAAAGAACGGCAUUAGUUAGGCAAGGUAGAGAUAUGCCAAAUGCAGGGACCUUUUUCCAACUGCUAAAAGAUACAGGCAAGGUUAAACUCUUCUAUGUAAGUGAGGAGGAAGUUGAGAAGAAGGGUGAAGGUUUGAAAGAAGUGUCCCUGUUCACCAUCAAGGGCACAAUGAGGAUGCAUGAAGUCCUCAGUGAUUCGCAUGGCAUUCUAAAACACAGGAACAUCAGCUGUUUCUGCCAUUCUGCUGAGGGAAUCUUUGGCUGUUUAUUCUAUGGUCUAGAAGAGGUUAGCUAUGGAUGCAAUUGAUGAAACGGAUGAAGAGUUUAGACCCAAUGUCAUCGAGCACCAUCGCAGUGGGCAAUGGUGUGUUGUUUGCGAUGAUGAUGAACCCUACCCUAGGAUAAUAUUGAAGGUGGAGGAAAAUAAUGUGGAAGUCAAGUGCAUGCACUGAAAUGGAGUGCCCAGAGAUGAUAUUAACUGGUAUCAUGAUGACCAGAUCAUGUGCCUGAUGAGCCCCUAGCACUGAAUAGGCAUUCAGCUGAAAUUGAUCAGAGGUCCUGGGAGCUCAUUCUGAGACAGCUAGACAAGUGAAAUAAGGCAACAUAAAUUGUAAAAUAGGGACAGUUUACCCCUCUUAAUUAUAACCUAGUAACAUAGCAUGACAUAAAAAAUAGUAGCAGACAAUUGUAGUUUAGAUAAUGGUCUUUGUUGGGCCUUUUUUAGUUGUUACUCUUAAUUAAGUUCAAAUGUGCUUAAACUGUUGUUUAUGAACGUUCAAGUGUUUUGAGCGAUUGUCAAUGAGUUUGACUGCAUGCCAAAUGAAACCAUUUUCUUAAUUAGAAUUGAAGAAUAAGAAUCUUUGGUCUUGUAUGUCACUGGCAUUUCAUUGUGUCACUGGUGUUACUGUGUGUUUUUUCUGUAUCAUUAAAUAAAAUGUGUCAUGUUUGACAGGAUGAUGAUUUUAUAUUCAUGAUAUUUUGCUACACUGAAGAGUUCAGAUUCCAAGGAUUGCAUAAUUACUUAUUUAUAACAGUUAUUUUUAAAAUAUUUAUAUUUUUAUAGGAAAUUCAUGGU